CUUUCUCUCUGUUGACCGACUAUCUGAUUCAACAUCACAGUCCCAGACAAGCAUCAAAAAUCAUGUCGUUUUGGUUUGCACCCCAGCAGCAGCAGCAGUACAACCGCGCGUUCGAGAGCGGCGACUCGGAUGACGAUGAUGCAGGCUACUACUAUGCGCCGCACCCUUACUAUUCCCGCCAUCACCAGCAGCAGCAGCAGCAGCUCCAACAGCAGCGUCGUCGUCAAGAGCAGCUGCUUCGCCAGCAGCGCGCGGAGGAACUUCGUCGCCAACAGCUCGAGCACGAGCAGAUGAACGACCAAUUCGCAAGUCUGUUUGGUGGCCGUGCUCCACAGAUCUCGCGCUCGCCCUACCAUCAACAAAAGCAGCAGCAGCAACAUCGCCGCCAAACACAGCAAUUCCAGCAGGAAAGCGACGACGAUGAGUUUGACGCGUCGGGUGACCGCUUUAGCACCGAGCCACGCCAGCGCAUUGUCGUCGACCCUUACACUGGCCGCCGCUACCUCGUCACCGAGCCUUCUCCCUCCGAGCGCGCUCGUAAGCAGCAGCAGCAGCAACUGCAAUUGCAACAGCAACAGCAACAGCAGCAGGCCGAGCUCGCUCGCCAGCAGGAGCAACUCGAACACCAACGCCACAUCGAGGCCAAACGCCAGCAGAUGAAGCAGCGCGUGCACCAGCAGCAUCUGCAGCAGCAAGCGCAGGUAAAGCAGCAACAACAACAGCAACAACAGCAACGUCGCCCAAUCUCCUUGUUCGAUCUGUUGACUGGCGCCUACAACGCUCAGACUGCUCCCAACACCGAGCCCAAGCCUGUCGAGCCGGAGCCUAAAAAGGAAGAGGCCCAUCCUCUUCCCCGCUCACACAGCGCCGAGCUGCGCGAAUACGAGCAGCACAUCCACGAACGCUUGGAACAGCAACUUGCGGAGGAGCGCGCCCAUCAGCAGCAAAAGAAGCAGGAAAAGGAGGCCAAGAAGCAGGACAAGCAGGACAAGCAGGACAAGCAGGACAAGUCCGGCGUCUCGCGCGAGCAACAGGCCAAGCUUGCUGCCAUUGACAAGCAGCGCAAGGCCCGCGUUCAAAAGUUGGUUGGCCGCACUUACCAACGCGCUGCCACUGUCAUUCAGCAGGCAUGGCGAGCGCAUGCAGACGAGAAGCGCGCUGCCCUUCAGGACGAGUCCGCGCGUCGCAUUGUUCGUGCCUUCCGCGCUGCUGCCGCACGCCGUGAAGGCCGCGAAAUCCGCGAGGCAUUGCACGCCCUGGAUCGUAUUUCCAAGGUGCUUGACGGCCAUGUCGAGCAGUACCACGAUGCCGUUCUUGCCAUUCCCGCCGUCGACGCCACGACCAAGCAAGUGUCCAAGGCGCUUCUGACCUAUGCUGAGCUGCUUGAGCAACUCGUGCUCCGUCUGGAUGGCGUUUCAUCCGCUGGUUCCUCGUACAUUCGCGAAGCCCGCAAGGCGUUGACCAUGAAGAUUCAAGGCCUGCUGGCGGAGGUGGAUGCACACAAGACUGCGGCCGCCAGCACCCAAGCGGCCUCUGCCUCUGCUUCCGAGGACGAGGAAGACGACGACGCCGACAGCUUUGUUUGCGACCUUCUGCUCGACUCGGACAGUCCCUCCAACCUUUCGUCAGAAGCCGAAGAGGACGAUGACGACGACUCGGCUUCUGAGCACUCUGCUCAUCCCGACGACGAAGCCGUUGCAGAGGACGACCACGAGCACCACGACUACGAUCUUUGCGACGAAGAGGAUGCGGCUACCACGCUCGAGCCAUGCAAGAGUGCCGACAAGGAACUUCAUCGCGAGAACUCGACCUCGCUCGUGGAUGCCAUGUAAUUCUGGCGUCCUGUGUUAAGUUGUUGUGUUUGACAAUCUGUUGUUUUUGUUGUCGUUGUACUUUUUUGCACUGUAUUAUUAUGGUUGUUGGAAUCCUAGCCUUGUAAAGUAAAAUGACAUUAUUUCAAGC
Messenger RNA from Capsaspora owczarzaki ATCC 30864, 1962 nucleotides. RefSeq lists its product as hypothetical. The transcript has a single exon. The record is from RefSeq and is a predicted model, not a curated record. Lineage: Eukaryota; Filasterea; Ministeriida; Capsasporidae. Gene Ontology annotation, molecular function: protein-folding chaperone binding. Bases 63 to 1832 code for a protein of 589 amino acids.